AUGUUUCAAACAUGCCAUAAUCCUCUCUCUCUCUCCUCUCUCAUCUCUCUCUCUCCUCUCUCCUCUCCUUCUCUCUCUCUCCCUCUCUCUCUCUCUCUCUCUCUCUCUCUCUCUCUCUCUCUCUCUCUCUCUCUCUCUCUCUCUCUCUCUCUCUCUCUCUCUCUCUCUCUCUCUCUCUCUCUCUCUCUCUCUCUCUCUCUCUCUCUCUCUCUCUCUCUCUCUCUCUCUCUCUCUCUCUCUCUCUCUCUCUCUCUCUCUCUCUCUCUCUCUCUCUCUCUCUCUCUCUCUCUCUCUCUCUCUCUCUCUCUCUCUCUCUCUCUCUCUCUCUCUCUCUCUCUCUCUCUCUCUCUCUCUCUCUCUCUCUCUCUCUCUCUCUCUCUCUCUCUCUCUCUCUCUCUCUCUCUCUCUCUCUCUCUCUCUCUCUCUCUCUCUCUCUCUCUCUCUCUCUCUCUCUCUCUCUCUCUCUCUCUCUCUCUCUCUCUCUCUCUCUCUCUCUCUCUCUCUCUCUCUCUCUCUCUCUCUCUCUCUCUCUCUCUCUCUCUCUCUCUCUCUCUCUCUCUCUCUCUCUCUCUCUCUCUCUCUCUCUCUCUCUCUCUCUCUCUCUCUCUCUCUCUCUCGCCCAUGUCUCCCCCAAUUCCUCGUGGUGCGUGCAGGCGGCAACUGCGGGUUCGGCAACAUCCUGGCGGCGGGUGCCCUGCGGGAGGGGGAUGGUGCUGCCCCUCGUGUGUGCACUUCGACCUCAAUAUGGCCUCUUUUAACCUCAUUGCGGAGCAAGUUGCGGGGCACAUACCCCUCGUGUACACCAGGGUUCCAUGUGCUUUCAACCGCAACAUCCGCCUCACGCCCACCGGUUCCGAUUUCUGGAUCAACCUGCUUGUGCGCAACGUGGCGGGCCCCGGUGACCUGGCAUCCGUCCACGUGGCAGAAGCAGGAUCCGCCACGUGGAAGCCCAUGGAACACGACUGGGGAGCUGUGUGGGUGCACCGGACAUACCUCAAGUCGCCUCUGAGGUUCCGACUUACCUCCUUAAUGGACGGGCAGGUGGUGGAAACGCCUGGCCCGUGUCUCCCUGCGGGGUGGGUAGCAGGAAAGGACUACGAUUGUGCUCCCUUACCAGGGAAGGUGAAAGAUGGUGGCAAAAGUAAUGGUUCUAUCCCUCCUAAGAAAGGCCCACCAUCACCUUCGAAGAUGGGCAGUGGGACGAAGACACCCAACCCGCCGUCAACAAACUCGUUAUUUCCUGGGACCGGAAGUGGGGGGUAA
This is a messenger RNA of Closterium sp. NIES-65, 1263 nucleotides long. The record is from the annotation of a GenBank genome assembly. Lineage: Eukaryota; Viridiplantae; Streptophyta; Zygnematophyceae; Desmidiales; Closteriaceae.